ACAGAAACGUGUGUGUCACCUCCCUGGAGUCUGCAAGUCCAAGAUUAAGUUGCCAGCAGGGCCAGGCUCCCUCUGAAACCUGGAGGGAAGGGUCCUUUCUUGCCUCUUGCAGCUCCUGGUGGCCCCAGAUGCUCUGUGGCUUGCUAUUGUAUCACCCAGUCUUCUCCCUGACUCUGCAUGGUCCCUGCCCUCUGUAUGUCUGUCUGUGGCCAAGUUUCCCGUCUGUGUAAUGACACUGACUUACUGGAUUAGGAGCCUCUGGAUCUGCAGGCUACAUCUGAGGACAAUCCCUCGUCUCCCACCUUCUGGCUCAGGGAUCUGAACUGGGCCUAGAACUUGUUUUUGUCUGGAACCGUGACCCAGGACGCAUGACAGGGAGGGUGCCCCACUCCUUGCAGCUCCAUGAUCUAGCUGCCCUUGAGGAAAGGCACCCUGACCUUGUGGUAGAAGUGGCCCAUCCCCAAAUAAUCCAUGAAUCUGGGGCACAAAUCCUGCGCCAUGCCAACCUCCUGGUGGGGUCUGCCUCAGCCCUAGCUGACCAGAGCACAGAGCAGCAGCUCCUGGAGGCCUCACACCACUGGGGCCAUGCUGUGUUUGUGGCCCGAGGGGCCCUGUGGGGGUCUGAAGACAUCGCUAGACUGGAUGCAGCUGGAGGCCUCCAGAGCCUCCGAGUCAUCAUGGCCACACAUCCAGAUGGCUUCCGCCUCCAGGGACCUCUGGCUGCAGCCCACAGUACCGGUCCUCGCACUGUACUCUAUGAAGGCCCUGUCCGUGGGCUCUGCCCCUACGCCCCCCAAAACUCCAACACCAUGGCAGCUGCUGCCCUGGCUGCUCCCAGUCUGGGCUUUGACAAUGUGAUUGGAGUGCUUGUGGCAGAUCUCAGCCUCACGAACAUGCAUGUGGUGGAUGUGGAGCUGAGAGGACCCCCAAGCUCCACGGGUCGAAGCUUUGUGGUGCACACCCACAGAGAGAACCCUGCUGAGCCAGGCGCUGUCACCGGCUCUGCCACCAUCACUGCCUUCUGGCGCAGUCUCCUAGGCUGCUGCCAGCUCCCCUCCAGGCCCGGGAUCCAUCUCUGCUGAGAAGUCUCCUCCUCCCGAGGACAUCCUGUCUGAAAG
Molecule: messenger RNA, 1118 nt
Organism: Castor canadensis (American beaver)
Lineage: Eukaryota; Metazoa; Chordata; Mammalia; Rodentia; Castoridae
Source: RefSeq, a predicted model, not a curated record